Molecule: messenger RNA, 4373 nt
Organism: Cucumis melo (muskmelon)
Lineage: Eukaryota; Viridiplantae; Streptophyta; Magnoliopsida; Cucurbitales; Cucurbitaceae
Product: tubulin beta chain-like
Exons: 3
Coding region: 2812-4152 (446 amino acids)
Biological process (GO): microtubule cytoskeleton organization; mitotic cell cycle
Cellular component (GO): microtubule; cytoplasm
Molecular function (GO): GTP binding; GTPase activity; structural constituent of cytoskeleton
Source: RefSeq, a predicted model, not a curated record
AUGCUUCCUUCUUCGAUCGUCACUAGUAAAUAAAUUCGGAUAACAGUGUUAGGGUUUGUUUUGUUGGCGCCACCGUCCGUCUUCAUUUUUUCUUCUAAACAGCUACGUCGUCGCCGACAUUUCUUUUCGAAUAGUUGGCUAUCAACGGUCCUUUUAAGUUAUUUAUGUUUCUUCUAUUCCGUAUUUUACUGUUAAUCCGACUUUUAAUCUUAUGUUUUCCGGUGGCAUCGAUGAUGAAACAAUCUAUUUUGUUAUCCUUGCACUUUGAUUUACAGUGAAGAAAAUCAUGGGGAAUAUUGUUCCUGAGAUGCAUUUGUUGUUUAGAAGAGUCAGUAGCUUCGAUUGCGUAGAUUAGGCAUUGCUUUUUUUUUUUUUUUUUUUUUUUUUUUUUUUAAUCUGGAUCGAUGAUGCGAUUUCAAAUCUGCGUUAUCUAUCUGCAAUUUCCUUUUAGGAAUUGAAGAUAACUGAUCAUCUCUGAGAUCUGUUUAUCUUACGCGAUUGUUUGCUUCAUUUUCUGUAGUUGGGGUUGGGCUGUUUGAACUGUCUCCCUUCUGAGUUUCAUUGCAUCUCAGAGAUCUGGGCAUUUUUGUUCCUUUGGUUUAUUUUUUAUGUGUGUUUGUUUACUAAAGCAAACCCUGGAUCCGUGAUGUUAAUGGAAAUCUGCGUUAUCUAUCUGUAAGUUCCUAUAUGGAGUUGAUGAUACCAUGAUUUCUGAGAUCCAAACUUGUAUUGUUUUGUUGUAUAGUUUUAGGUGAAUGAGUUUCAUUUUAAAACAUCUUUUUUCAUAUCUAUGUCGGUUGGUGACUCUGGUGGGUACUGUGGCCAAUUGUGAUUGAACAUAAUUUUUCUUUUUGGCCACAACCUUGUCCCUCCACUAGGUUGAGUUAGACGACCUCACACUCUUAAUACUUGGUUAGUUUAAAGAUGAAAUUUAUGUCGGUGUAUAAAAAAAUAUAAACUAGUAUCGGAUCAAGAAUGGUUAUCUAAUGACCAACGGCUCCACAUCCACCAUUGUCAAGAGAUAGGUUAUUUGUAGAUGCUUGUGUUAUUUUGUGGCCGAUGGGUUUUGGUGCCAUUUUGAAGCUGGCUAUGGUUUUUAUUGCUUCCCGGGUUUGUGAUUGAAUAUUCAAAAGAAACGUUUUACUUAUCAGUUUUAUUUUUGUUCCUACUUGAUUCUUGGUGCCAAUGUAUGUACUUUGGGUUUCUUUUCCCUUUUCCAUUUUCUUCCGUUUGAGGGUUUGCUAUUUGAUUUUGUCGGUAUGACAUUGACAUCGAUCACCUAUGAUGCGAGGCCAAUAUAGGAAGGAGGCAGGGUUUUGUGUUUUUGUUAAAUCAAGGCUUAGAUAAGCUUUUUGAAAAUUGUUUAUUAGGUUGGUUACCUUUCAUGUAUUAUUAUUGUAAACAAAUGAGGAAUUUUUUUACUUAAUCAAGGAAGAAACAAUAGGUUAUGUAUGUAUUUACAAGCGAUUCCAACACCCUCGGGAAGUGAAGAUAUUUCUUCCCCUCAGUUCGUAGCUUUUGUAAGCCAAGUGGAAACAAAUCUGAAGACCAAUCAAGCUUUAGAUCUUACAAUCCUAAGUAUAUAAUUUGUUAUUAUAAUUACUUUAUAGUCUUCCAACCUUUGAUUUUGGUCACCUUAUAAUUCACAAAUAGUUAUCAACGGAGCUCAUGUGUAUCAUUUAAUUUGAGCUUGAUAAUAGAAAACAAUAUUUUGUUCAUGUCGUAUGCAUUUAGAAGUUCAAGAUAAUUUAGUACUAUAGUUAUAACAUUACUUUAUAAACUAUGGACUUGUAUCGGGCAUGAAUCUGCUAAUAAAAUAUAAUUUAUGAAGGUCUAAUGCUUCUUAUAUAUAUAAAUAUAUAUCAAAUGUAACAAAUCAAUAUUACAACUCAAUGCACCCACUUAUGUUUUUUUUUUUUUUUUUCUUUUUGCCCUUUUUCAUCCCUUACAUCAACAAAUUCUUGGAUUAAUAAAAGAAAAGAAAAAAAGAAAAAGAAAGAAUCUGGAAGCAGAUCUACCGUUCAACUAUGUUACCAUAAAAGUAAUUUGCUUAAAAAUAGUUUUAUGACAGAUCGAGAUUUGUUAAAAAGUGUUGAAGGAAUCGUUUGGUUGUGCGGUCACAAUUAAUGAAUUAACACAUCACAGAUAUAUUGUUAAAUUGUUAAAUUCAUAAAAAUAAAGAAAACAUAUUUUCCAACCUAAAAAAAAAUCAAAAUCAAAAUCAAAUACAAAAGAGAAAGAGAAAGAGAAAGAGAAAGAGAAAGAGGAGGGAGAAAACGUCAAAAGAAAAAAUGAAUGGUGUGGGGCUACGAGCAACAGCGGGGCGCGGCCUUUAAAAUAUUACCAAAUUUUGUCCGUCAAAUUCUCAAAAAUUAUAAAUAUAAUUUUGGUAUUGGUGGAGUCCAGCUGUUUCCAGAUAUUUUUAUUUUCAAAAUUUGAAGGCAAACCCCAACGGCAGACCGUUACUUUUACCAAACGCCGUUGAUGCAUGUGGCUUCCUCUUUCUUCACUAAUUCUUUUUUGUUUCUUUGCAUUAACCCUAACUUCUUUCCCGCUCAUUUCUUUCAAAUUCCCCUAAUUAUAAUUUUAACCGUUAUUUCCUUUUAUUUCUAUAAAGAUCCCUCCGUCCCCACUUUUCUCUUUAACUCUUCAUUUCUCCCCUUUUCCCUCUCUCUACCUCCCUUCCUCUCUCUCUCUCUCUCUCUCUCUCUCUCUCUCUCUCUCUCUCUCUAGGGUUUCCUUCAACUUUUUUUCUGUUUUCUCUCUCGUUUUCAGUUUCGAUUUCAAUUUCACUUCCCAUUUCUUGUAAAGAUGCGUGAGAUUCUUCACAUCCAAGGUGGACAAUGUGGCAACCAGAUCGGUGCCAAGUUCUGGGAAGUGGUUUGUGCUGAGCAUGGAAUCGAUCCCAUCGGUAAGUACACUGGUGAUUCCGAUCUUCAACUUGACCGGAUUAAUGUAUAUUACAAUGAAGCCAGUUGCGGUCGAUUUGUUCCUCGUGCUGUGCUUAUGGAUCUUGAGCCUGGUGUUAUGGACAGUAUCAGAUCUGGACCUUACGGUCAGGUUUUCAGACCUGAUAACUUUGUUUUUGGUCAGUCUGGUGCUGGAAACAACUGGGCUAAAGGUCAUUACACCGAAGGUGCCGAGCUUAUUGAUUCUGUUCUUGAUGUUGUUCGUAAGGAGGCUGAAAACUGUGACUGCUUGCAAGGGUUUCAGGUGUGCCAUUCUUUGGGAGGAGGUACUGGAUCUGGAAUGGGAACUCUGCUGAUUUCCAAGAUCAGAGAAGAGUACCCUGAUAGAAUGAUGCUCACGUUCUCCGUUUUCCCAUCUCCUAAAGUUUCUGAUACUGUUGUUGAGCCUUACAACGCAACUCUCUCCGUUCAUCAAUUGGUUGAAAACGCCGACGAGUGUAUGGUACUUGAUAACGAGGCUCUCUACGAUAUUUGCUUCCGGACCUUGAAGCUCUCCACUCCAAGCUUCGGUGAUCUGAACCAUCUGAUUUCUGCGACUAUGUCCGGUGUGACCUGCUGUUUGCGAUUCCCGGGACAGCUCAACUCAGAUCUUAGGAAGCUUGCCGUCAAUCUUAUCCCAUUCCCGCGUCUCCACUUUUUCAUGGUGGGUUUUGCUCCACUCACUUCCCGUGGAUCUCAGCAAUACAGAGCUCUUACAGUACCUGAGCUCACUCAGCAAAUGUGGGAUGCUAAGAACAUGAUGUGUGCUGCUGAUCCCCGACAUGGUCGAUAUCUUACUGCCUCUGCUAUGUUUAGGGGUAAGAUGAGCACCAAGGAAGUUGAUGAACAGAUGAUCAAUGUUCAAAACAAGAACUCUUCAUACUUUGUAGAAUGGAUCCCCAACAACGUGAAAUCUACAGUCUGUGACAUUCCUCCAACUGGGUUGAAAAUGGCCUCGACUUUCCUUGGGAACUCAACAUCGAUCCAAGAGAUGUUUCGCCGUGUUAGUGAGCAGUUUACUGCUAUGUUUAGGAGGAAGGCUUUCUUGCAUUGGUACACAGGGGAGGGUAUGGAUGAGAUGGAGUUCACUGAGGCUGAAAGCAAUAUGAAUGAUUUGGUUUCUGAGUAUCAGCAGUAUCAAGACGCUACGGCUGAAGAUGAUGAAUACUACGAUGAAGAUGAUGUUGCGGAUCAAGAUGAAUGAAUGUUGUGAAGAUGUGUGUUAAACUUUCAAUUGCCAGUCUCUGGCAAGUUUGUGGGUUGGAUUUAUGGAGGCCUAAAUCAAUUCAUAGCUGUAGAAUGUUUUAGGCCCUUAUAUCGUCAAUUAAGAUUGCAUUUUCCUUUUUGGUUCUUAAUUGUGUCAUCUGGAUAAUGGAAUAUGAAGAAUAUCAGUUACAUAUGCUCGUAUAAUUUGUUAUUCUGCAA